AUGGUGUUGAUACCAGAUGGAGCUAUGAGAAAUCUGCUGUGUCUCAUCACAGAUCCCCACUGGCCCAAGGGAAGUUUAGUUAAACAACAACGACAAGCCUCCAUCGAUGCACUCGAAAGCUCGGCUGACGCUGCCUGGCGCUGGAACCAGGAAGGCGGUGAGCUUAAACUGCAGCAAGUUCGGAGGACGCCGGCGGCGCCCAGAUUUGAAGGAACGUUUCUAGGUCUGUGGAGCCUGCAAGUCAACGCGAGGCCUGAGACCGAAGGCCCGGACCCAGAAAUGGGACGCCGGUCUUCAGAUACUGAAGAAGAAAGCAGAAGCAAGAGAAAAAAGAAACACCGUAGACGGUCAUCUUCAAGUAGUUCUUCAGAUAGUAGAACAUACAGCCGAAAGAAAGGUGGAAGGAAAUCAAGGUCAAAGUCAAGAUCUUGGUCCAGAGAUCUUCAGCCUCGCUCUCAUUCAUAUGAUAGAAGACGCAGGCAUCGAUCAAGCAGUAGCUCUUCGUAUGGCUCUCGAAGAAAACGAAGUCGAAGUCGUUCAAGGGGUCGAGGGAAAUCCUAUAGAGUUCAGAGAUCUAGGUCAAAAAGCAGAACAAGAAGGUCUAGGUCAAGACCUCGUCCACGUUCUCAUAGUCGAAGCAGUGAAAGGUCCAGUCACCGAAGAACCCGUAGUCGGUCUCGGGAUAGAGAAAGACGUAAAGGCAGAGAUAAGGAGAAAAGAGAAAAAGAGAAGGAUAAAUGCAAGGACAAGGAAUUACACAACAUCAAACGUGGGGAAUCCGGAAACAUCAAAGCUGGAUUAGAACAUCUGCCACCAGCCGAACAGGCCAAAGCCAGACUACAGCUGGUUCUUGAAGCUGCUGGUAAGUGCUCAUGAUUAACUUUAUUUAAAUGAAAACGUAUGAAAUAAAUACUGACGUGCUUA
This is a messenger RNA of Herpailurus yagouaroundi (jaguarundi), 924 nucleotides long. RefSeq names its product arginine and serine rich coiled-coil 1 (gene RSRC1). NCBI's taxonomy places the organism in Eukaryota, Metazoa, Chordata, Mammalia, Carnivora, Felidae. Gene Ontology annotation, cellular component: cytoplasm; nucleus. The transcript is spliced from 7 exons. Gene Ontology annotation, biological process: alternative mRNA splicing, via spliceosome. The record is from RefSeq and is a predicted model, not a curated record. Bases 1 to 876 code for a protein of 291 amino acids.